AUGCGAGGCUACGGUGCUAAUGAAUCAUGCUAUUCACGUCCUCGAAGAGAUUCCAUGCCUAUAAAUCAGCAAAUGUCUCUGAACAACUUUAUACAAUCCACAAGCUUGAUUUUAAAAAACGUGAAUGGAUAUAAUCUCAACGCUGACCAAGAAAAAUGGGUUCGUUGGAUUAAACAAUGGACCCUGCCAAAUCUUCCAAAAGACAAUCCCAAUGCGACUCCUCUUCAAAUGGUAGCACGUGUGACCUGGUGGGCUUUGCGUGAAGGCGUCCUCGAUGAAAAGAACCCUUUUUCAUAUUCUAAUUGUGAAUACUCUAGUGGUCAAAAGAUAAUUGGCCCUUUAGAAGUUUGUCCACAAUGGAAAUCGUAUCGAGCGUGGCAAGUCGGCAUUGCCGCCGUUCAAGUCCAAAAUCCUAGCGACACUGAAGUCGAAAACAUGUCAAUUAAAGCUUAUAAACCUAUCAUUGGCAAUAAAGUAACUAUUAAAGAUGUUCUUUGUCGCGCUGCAGAUCAGGCCGGUUACAAAGCCGGAACAUCAGAAUAUAACACUAUAUGCAAUUCUUCUGGUAACUUACGAAAAUCAUGGUUGUUACGUUCGCAUCUAGUCGGAUUUUGGUUUGCCGAAAUUGAAGUCCGUACAGAGUGUCUUAUUAGUUCGGUAAAAAGUUGGUGCAUUUCAGCGGAUUAUACUGCUGCAAAACAAUUUGCUAGUAAUAAAUCAGCCAUUGACAAGUCGAUCGCCGAUCUAACCACUUAUUUUAAGUCGAGUUCGCUUUAG
Messenger RNA from Acaulospora morrowiae, 777 nucleotides. The record is from the annotation of a GenBank genome assembly. NCBI's taxonomy places the organism in Eukaryota, Fungi, Glomeromycota, Glomeromycetes, Diversisporales, Acaulosporaceae.